GGGGUCCUUUUUGGUGUAAAUCUGGACUCUAAUUCUGUAAUAUAUCAAGGAAUCUCGUAAAACCGACACUAUAACGUCCCUGCCUACAAAUCAUCAGGCCAAAUUAUGAGUUCAUUGUAUUAUGCGAAUGCUUUAUUUUCUAAAUAUCCAGCUGCAAGUUCGGUUUUCGCGACCGGAGCCUUCCCCGAACAAACUUCUUGUGCGUUUGCCUCCAACCCCCAGCGCCCGGGCUAUGGAGCGGCUGCGGGCGCCCCGUUCGCUGCCUCGCUGCAGGGCUUGUACCCCGGCGGGGGGGGCAUGGCGGCCCAGAGCGCAGCCGGCGUCUACACGGCCGGCUACGGGCUCGAGCCAAGUUCCUUCAACAUGCACUGCGCGCCCUUUGAGCAGAGCCUCUCCGGGGUGUGUCCCGGCGACCCAGCCAAGGCGGCGGGCGCCAAGGAGCAGAGGGACUCGGACUUGGCGGCCGAGAGUAACUUCCGGAUCUACCCCUGGAUGCGGAGCUCAGGGACUGAUCGCAAGCGAGGUCGCCAGACCUACACCCGCUACCAAACACUUGAGCUGGAGAAGGAAUUUCACUACAACCGCUACCUGACUCGGCGGAGGCGCAUUGAGAUCGCGCACGCCCUGUGCCUGACCGAGCGCCAGAUCAAGAUUUGGUUCCAGAACCGCCGCAUGAAGUGGAAAAAGGAGAACAAGACUAUGGGUCCAGGAGCCCCCAGCCAGGACAAGGCUGAGGCUGAGGAGGAUGAGGAAGAGUGAGAGACUGUGACAGAGCAGAGGAAGAGAGAGAGAGAGAUGAGAAAAGAAAGAGAGAAACCUAGCUCUAGGAACUGAAUGAGGAAACCAAGUGGGGGGGGGAGGAGGCUAUUUAAGUGAAAAGCAGUUUUUAAAAAAUCCUUUUUAAGGAGAGGUGAAUUUUUUGGUUUCUUAACACUGAGUAAAUACUACCUAUAGGAAACUCCAUUGGAUUUGUUGUGUCCAAUAUGGGGGUAUUAUAUACCUGUUUUGUAGCUUCCAGAAUUUGCCUCCUUUUUUCUUUUCUUUUUUUCCAUUUAAUUCAAUAUGACAGAGAAACACUGAGAGGGGAGGGAGGGAGGGAGGGAGAGAGAGAGAGCUAGACACCCGCAGACUUGCUUCACUGCUUGUGAAGCACACCUCCUUGCAGGUGGGGAGCAGGGGCUCAAAUCUAGUCCUUGUGCUUAGUGCUUAAUACUACCUGCACCUAACCUGGGUGCACCACCACCCACCCCUCCUUUUUUAUGUCAGUGUAAAGUCUUUGUAAAAUCUUGCUGUUUUGUAAGCCGUCUUUGAUGCUGUCUUUGUGGCCUGUGAGUCUGGACUAAUGUGUGUGGUUCCCCCACCCUCCUGAGCUCUCACUUCCCAGUAGUGGCAUUGAAGGGGCCUUUUGGGGCCCCCAGGACCCUUUGAUUAGCUUGAGUGUCCGCUCUGUGCACCUGGCCUGCCUGAUGCUCUUAGGUCCUACUAACCCUGUUGUGAUCUCCUUUUCAUUCUAUGUGCAUCUGAAGAAUGAAGA
Molecule: messenger RNA, 1534 nt
Organism: Erinaceus europaeus (western European hedgehog)
Lineage: Eukaryota; Metazoa; Chordata; Mammalia; Eulipotyphla; Erinaceidae
Gene: HOXB7
Product: homeobox B7
Exons: 2
Coding region: 106-759 (217 amino acids)
Biological process (GO): regulation of transcription by RNA polymerase II
Cellular component (GO): nucleus
Molecular function (GO): RNA polymerase II transcription regulatory region sequence-specific DNA binding; DNA-binding transcription factor activity, RNA polymerase II-specific
Source: RefSeq, a predicted model, not a curated record